AUGUGGGCCCAGCCUGCCCGUGCUUCUCUGUGUGCUCCGCCGGGGCUCAAAAAGGAAGAGGAGGCAGCCAGGACGAGAAGGAGCUGGGGUGGGUGGCCCAGUCAGAGCUGCUCUUCCCACCCUCCUGAGACACCCCCCACCCGCCUUCCCAGGAUGCAGCAGGAGGUGGAGCCCCUGAGCUCCUCCGCCCUGGGCACCCCCGGCCUGCACAGGGAAGCAGGAGCCCUCCUUGCGGACCUCGAGACCUCAGAAGAGACCCAGGCUUGGAGCCUGUGCAGGCCCAACAAGUCCUCGAAGCAGUACCUGCGCCAGGUGGUAGCAGAGUAUGAAACGCUGGACCGAGAGCUCCCGUGCAUCCGGAAGUUCCUCACGCCACCCGCUGCCCAGCCCCUCUGCCUGUGCCUGGAGAUCUCGCCUGAGCAGGACCUUACCCACCUAGAGGUGCUGGAGGCGGUGGAGGCCGAACUACCCGGGGCCAUGGAGAGCGGUAGCGUGAGCAGCAUCCGCUUUGAGAACAUGAACGUCAUCUGUGGGACCGCGGGGCGCAGGAACCGGUGGCUCAUCACCGUCUCGGACUUCCAGACCCGCUCGCGCCUGCUGCGCACGGGGCUCCGCCUCCGCGGGUCGGCGCACCCGCUCCAGCGCCACGACGAACUGCUGCUGAGCGAUUACCGCCUGCACCUCCGCCGCUCCCUGGUCCGACGGCGCAUGCUCGAGGCUCUGGGGGUGGAGCCGACCGAGGAAGACUGACAAGUGUGGGGGGGCGGGGCGGACUCUGGCUGCGCUUGCGCACCGCCUGGCCGGUUCAGGCUAUUCACCCGGAACCCCCUCCCCCUCCCCGGAAAGGGGGCGUGGCCUCCCCAGGAAGGAGGCGGGGCCGGCUCGAGGGGGUGGAUACUGUGAGUUUAAUUAUAAAGAAUGACCUGGUACAAAAGCCAUUUCUCUCUGCAAAAUCUUGGUGGGUAGUCAGGGGAGAUGAUGGGGGGGAGGGUCGAACCCCCAUAAUAGAAUCCCGCCUUCCCAGUCCUCCCCCGGCCCCUGCAAAUGGACGCCUGGGUCCCAGUGCCUCGAGGGAUGAACUGAGGCCCGGGUCCCGAACCCAGGCUCGGCGACCAGCAGACGUCCGGACCCGCCCCCCUCUUCUUCCUCUUCCCACCCCCCUUGGAAGACAGUUCUCCGGGCUUUUAUUUCAGGUUGUUUUUUUUCUGGAUUUUUUGUGUGUGUUCUAGGGUUUUGUUUUUUUUCUUUUUGUAUUUUCUUUUGUUAUUGUAACUUUUUGCU
This is a messenger RNA of Myotis myotis, 1281 nucleotides long. It is a transcript of the gene CUNH19orf81, whose product is annotated as chromosome unknown C19orf81 homolog. The record is from RefSeq and is a predicted model, not a curated record. The transcript is spliced from 5 exons. Bases 1 to 750 code for a protein of 249 amino acids. Lineage: Eukaryota; Metazoa; Chordata; Mammalia; Chiroptera; Vespertilionidae.